AUAAUAAACUAUUAACAGUUAUAACAAGUGUACAACCAGCUAGCUACGUGUGCUCACCUACUGUGCAGAAUUGUGUGUUGUGCAUGAGAGCCUUGUAUCUAGAUACUAUAGCCUCAACUAUACAGUUACUAUAGAGCUGCACACACGACAUGAAUCAAGAGUCUAUUGCUAUUAAGUACAGAUAACUAGGUCUCCCAAAGAUGAUGAAUUGUUGAGACUGUGUGUUGUGGUUAAAUUCCAAGGCCUAGUGGCUGACGUAUACAGAUAUGAAGCUAUCAGAGAUAUUGCAAGCGUUUCAUGGCCUCGAGGCGUGCGAUCGUGUGGACCUCAUCUGUCGAAUGCUACGUCACUGUCUGGCAUUUGAAUCUCGAUUCCUCGGUACCGUAUUAUUAGACGCCUCUAAAGAGCAUUACAAAUCGCAAGUGAAUAAAAUUGAGAUACAUGCCAACAGAGUGAGCUACUACAAGCCCUUCCAAGAGUCAGGCCUCUCUCACCAAGUAUGUCUCAAACUGUGCAGUUCUCUGUCUGUUGUGCAUUCGGAUAAUCGACCUGUGGCUGAGGUCGUAUUCCAACUACUCAACGAUAAGAAAGUGCUGACGUUUUUUGAGGAUUGCAAUGAGCUCAAAGUGCUGAAGGAUUUCCGCCUCCUCUAUGUGAUGGCUGUGAAUCACCCUGCUCUCUCUUUCAACCAGCGUCAGCUACUCAUGUACACAUAUACCUGCAACGAAUGGACCUGCUCUUUAUAGAGAAGUCAAAGUACUCCUUCUCUGGAAGCUUCUCAGUAUCUGUGGAGUGGCCCAGUUCAUGCACGUGCUGAGACAGAGGAUCCAGCUGGGGGCCACUGAGUCCAUCUACCUCAUGGUCAAUGGCCUCACUCCCACCACCAGCUCGAGCAUGUCUGUGAUCUACCAGGAGCACAAGGGUGAGGACGGGUUCGUGUACAUGGCCUACAGUGGAGAGAACAGUAUGGGCUGAACUCAAGAGACACUAUGAACUUGUUCCCCCUAACCCUGUGUGUGUGUGUGUGUGUGUCCACCUAUUACAUGUACAAUGUGCACUGCUUAUACUGACAAGAGUUGUUAUAACAUAAUUAUUUAGUCUGUACAUUUGUCCAUGCAUU
Molecule: messenger RNA, 1120 nt
Organism: Halichondria panicea
Lineage: Eukaryota; Metazoa; Porifera; Demospongiae; Suberitida; Halichondriidae
Exons: 5
Coding region: 267-746 (159 amino acids)
Source: RefSeq, a predicted model, not a curated record